AUGACCAAGCCUGGACGGCGAAAGCUCGACAAGCAAACAAGAUUGUGGACCGACCAUGUCAGGGAUAAAAUAGCGAAGAAAGAGGCGAAGAAGGCCGUAGCUUCUGAGAACACAGCUCAUUAUAUCGAUGUUAAUAAGAAACUCGAGUCUCGUGAUGGUGAGCGGUACGUUUACCGCCUCGCAAAGACCGGCAACUGCCAAAUCGAAGAUAUAGGAAAGUUUUUUGGCAUAAAUGGCAAGAACGGUCACCUCUUAACGGACCGCAGGCAAACACUGAAACGAUGGCGAGAGUACUUCACAAACAUCUCAACAGUCGAAUUCGCUCAUCGCGCCAUUCUCUGCGCUCCUCCAGUACACGGUCCCGUUCAGAAAAUAACCGUGAAUGAGACCAUUACGGCUUUGAGAAGAUGA
Haemonchus placei is the source of this 411-nucleotide messenger RNA. Lineage: Eukaryota; Metazoa; Nematoda; Chromadorea; Rhabditida; Trichostrongylidae. The record is from the annotation of a GenBank genome assembly.